This is a messenger RNA of Nerophis lumbriciformis (worm pipefish), 2566 nucleotides long. NCBI's taxonomy places the organism in Eukaryota, Metazoa, Chordata, Actinopteri, Syngnathiformes, Syngnathidae. The record is from RefSeq and is a predicted model, not a curated record.
GGUGGACACGCACACAAAAGACUGCGAUGACAACAAGGACGCAGGACAAUAUAAUCUGUACCGUAACUGAGUCGGCAUCAUUCAAAAUGUUCAAGGAGUUGGUAAAGGAAAGACUAAUAGCGGCGGCGGAUGAAAUAUUCGCUCUGUUUGAACGAACGAUAGCGUCGUACGAGGAGGAACUUUGUCAAACACGAGAGGAGAACGAACGACUACGAGAAGCUGUUUGCAAGACUCAAAUUGUGGUACAAGUUGAAGACAUCCAGCAGCUAAUUGGUCGUGCAAAUGGACUUCCCCUUCAGCCACAGGAAGAAAGCUCCACUUUGAAACAGGAAGCUCCUCAGCCCCCACAUGUUAAAGAGGAAGAGGAGGAACUCUGGAUCACUCAUGAGGGAGAGCAUCUUCUGGGGCCAGAGGAGGAUGAUAUUGCCAAGUUGACUGAAGACAAACCACCUGAGUCCUCAGAGCUUUAUCACAGUCCAGGCGAUGAGAACAAAGGAGUGGAGCCGAGCAUCUCACCACUACACACGACGACAGAAGAUGAUGAAGACGACUGUGGAGGAUCACAAGAUGACAACCUUCUAGCUCCACUAUCCGAUAUUGACGACACAAUGUCAUACUCCUCUGAAGACUGCUGUUACACACACUAUGAAAGUGCUAUGAGAACUCACACGGACAACAAACUCUCUACAUGUUAUGCAAAAAAAACACGUAAGAAACAUGGGAUUUUGGAGAACAUUCACAUGAGAACAGACACAGGAGAAAAACCUUCCAUUUGUUCAGUUUGUGGUAAAACAUUCUCUCUGACAUCGACUAUGAUAAGACACAUGUCAACGCACACAGGAGAAAAACCUUUUAGUUGUUCAGUUUGCGGUAAAAGAUUCUCUGAAAAGUCAACUUUAGUAACACACAUGAGAACACACACGGGAGAAAAACCUUAUAUUUGUUCAGUUUGUGGUAAAAGAUUCUCUCUAACUUCAACUUUGGCAACACACAUGAGAACGCACACAGGAGAAAAAACUUCCAGUUGUUCAUUUUGUGGUAAAAGAUUCUCUGAGAAGUCAAACAUGAAAAGACACAUGACGACACACACGGGAGAAAAACCUUUUACUUGUUCAGUGUGUGGCGAAGGAUUCUCUAGGAAGUCAACUAUGAUAAGACACAUGGCAACUCACACAGGGGAAAAACCUUUUAAUUGUUCAUUGUGUGGUAAAACAUUCUCUCAAAAGAUACAUAUGGUAUCACACAUGAGAACACACACGGGGGAAAAACCUUUUAGUUGUUCUGUGUGCGGCCAAAGAUUUUCUCUAAAGACGAAUAUGGUAUCCCAUAGAAGAAAACACACAGGCGAAAAACCUUUUAAUUGUUCAGUGUGUGGCGAAAGAUUCUCUCGAAAGUCAACUAUGAUUCGACACAUGUCAACACACUCAGGAGCAAAACCUUUAAGUUCAUUGGUUGAUAAAACAUCCUCUCAGAAGGGGCAUAUAGUAUAACAGUGGGACACACACACAGGGGAAAAAAAGUUUUAGUUGUUCAGAAUAGAAUGGGACUAUACAGUUCAACUUAGUUCCGAAAGAGUGAAUACAACUGAUGUGCUGUACAGAGGGGUUAUAGCUAAUGUUAAUUUUCCAACUCUUGACCCAUGCUGGGCUUUUAAGAAAAUAACAUACUUUUAAUACACCGUACAAUCAAUCAAUAUACUAAAACAUCGCCGAGUGAAAUUAACUACAAAAUGCAAGUUUGUUUCAGUUUGCAGUGAAACAUUCUCUGGAAAGCCAAAUCUGGUAAAACACUUAAACACACAUGUGAAACACCAUAAAACCUGUUUACUUGCUGUAAAAACAUUUAUUCGUCACAACAGAUUCAGACACACAAUUGAGAAAAACAUUUUAGUGGCUCAGCUUGCACUAGUCUGUAGUAGCCUUAGCGAUGAGUACCUGAAAGAAAUGCUUCCACCGUUUCUUAAAGCAUACUUGCCAACCCUCACGGAUUUUCCGGGUGACUCCCGAAAUUCAGCGCCUCUCCCAAAAACCUCCCGGGACAAAUUAUCUCCCGAAAAUCUCCCGAAAUUCAGGCGGACCUGAGUGACGUGUCGACAGCCUGUUUUCACAUCCGCUUUCCCACAAUAUAAACAGCGUGCCUGCCCAAUCACGUUAUAACUGUAGAAUGAUCGAGGGCGAGUUCUUGGUUUCUUAUGUGGGUUUAUUGUUAGGCAGUUUCAUUAACUUCCUCCCAGCGCGGCAACAACACACAACAGCAGUCACGUUUUCCUCUACCGUACAGCAGUUCGUCUGCCGUAAACGGCAAUGUUGUGACACUCUUAAACAGGACAAUACUGCCAUCUACUGUACAUGCAUAUGUGACCCACCCAUAAUGUGUCACAUUUUUGUGUUGAUUUAUUUAUUUUAUUUUGUGGUUUGAAUUCGUUUUUGGAGCUGUCAUUCCACAUUUAUCAGUAUUCACAUUGGUCAGUAGGGGGCAGUAGGGCCAGGGCUUUUAGAGAGUGCAGUGCACAACUGCGCACACAACAACGAGACGAAGCAGAAUGCAUCAUCAGAGAGGGUGUUCA